AUGUCUGGAAGGUGUGAACUGAGUGAGUUUCAACGUGGAGAAAUUAUCGGAGCGUGGAAAAUGGGCCAUAAGGUAGCCGACAUCGCCAAAGUCUUAGACCGUCGGUACACUACUGUCAAAGAUACUAUAGAACGUUAUAAAACUCAUCUUACUGUAACAUGUACCAAACGUAGUGGCCGACCACCGAAGUUAGAUGAUCGAGAUAUAAGACAUUUAGUGAAUGAUUUAAAGAAAGAUCGUGCU
Paraglomus occultum is the source of this 243-nucleotide messenger RNA. The record is from the annotation of a GenBank genome assembly. NCBI's taxonomy places the organism in Eukaryota, Fungi, Glomeromycota, Glomeromycetes, Paraglomerales, Paraglomeraceae.